AUGUUAUCAAUAAGAAAAGAUAUUGAUUUGUCAAAAUGUAUUGAUGAGAAAAAACGAAGCUCUGCUUGGAAAAAUGAAAUCUGUCGUCGUGUAGUUGAUGUUUGUAAACAGUUGAAGAAUCAACAAUGGACACCAUAUACUGAUGAUCCAGAUGAAGUACAUCAAACUCUUUCAUCUCUAUGUCCAUAUGUUUUAUUUAUUUUAAAAACUCGUCAGACAUCAACUGCAUCAAUUCUUAAUGAUAAUUCGAAUAAUCGAACAUUAACAUCUAAUCUAUUGCGAUUUAAUAAAAUAGCUCAAGCAUCCGCAUUUCAUCGAGCCUAUGUUGAAAUUUCGAAACGUCUAUCAUCAUUUAAUUCUUGGCCUCAAGAAGACUUACCUUCUGUUGAUGAUCUUGUUCGAGCAGGAUAUUUUUAUACUGGCUUAAAAACAAUUGUUACCUGUUUUUAUUGUAAUGGAUCACUUCAAAAUUGGGGUCCCCAAGAUAAUCCAUUGAUUGAACAUGUAUGUUGGUUUCCUCUUUGUGCCUAUGCUAAACAAUUAUGUGAUGAUGAACUAUAUCGAAAAGUUCAAGAAUCAAAACGAAUUCGUCAAGAAAAUGAUUUUGCUACUGAUUGUGAUUUAUUCAUUGCUUGUAUUAUUCUUCAAAAACAAAUCGAUCAUAUCAAUGGUCGUGAAGAAAAUAUUAUUGUACCGAAGUCAUUAUCGUCCACGCCAAUAUCGAACGAACCAUUUUCAUCAAAUUCAUCGAAUACUAAUAAGAUAACUGAAACAACAUCAACAAUUGCAACGAUCGAUCAUCAAUCAAAAACAGAAACAAAAACUAGUUCGAAAACGGAUUUAGCGUCUUCGAAUUUGUGUAUACUUUGUUCAACAAAAGAUAAACGUCUUGCAUGUAUUCCAUGCGGAUAUUUGGCAACUUGUGUUCCCUGUGGUCAUACACUUCGAACAUGUUCAAUUUGUCGACAAGAAAUAGAGGCUUUUGUACGCAUCUACAUUUAA
This is a messenger RNA of Rotaria sp. Silwood2, 1002 nucleotides long. Lineage: Eukaryota; Metazoa; Rotifera; Eurotatoria; Philodinida; Philodinidae. The record is from the annotation of a GenBank genome assembly.